Hibiscus syriacus is the source of this 480-nucleotide messenger RNA. RefSeq lists its product as uncharacterized. The record is from RefSeq and is a predicted model, not a curated record. Bases 82 to 423 code for a protein of 113 amino acids. The transcript has a single exon. Lineage: Eukaryota; Viridiplantae; Streptophyta; Magnoliopsida; Malvales; Malvaceae.
AAUUCAUGAAAUUCAGAUUUAUUUAAGAAAAACGAUAAUUUACUUACCUAAUUAAAGCAAAAACAUGCAGCAUUUUUAUUCAUGCAAGUGAAGAACAUGAUAAUUGAAGAAGAGAGUGAAGAAGGCAACACCAACAACAACAAAGAGAAGGCGAAGCAAACUAAGAUGAUAACAUCGUGGCUGCCGUUGUUGUGCCGAGCGAGCAACGGCAAUGACGUGCCGGUGUUGAGCAUAUGCGAAAGAGCCGAGCUCGAGAAAGUAUUGGAAGACGCCAUCGAGAUGCUGGAAGGAGAGGAACAAGAGAGAGUGCUUUCGCUUUGGCUUCACCAUUUCACGUAUUGCCCCUUCUCUAAUUGGCCCGACCUGCGUCCGUCGUACGCUCGGUGGUGCACCACUUCUCGCAAGCUCUUUUCCCUCCCUUGAUUUCUUUUUUUUAUUAUUUUAAUUUCGUGUGUAUAAUUGUAAUCGAAUAAGGUCUAC